Molecule: messenger RNA, 1187 nt
Organism: Caenorhabditis elegans
Lineage: Eukaryota; Metazoa; Nematoda; Chromadorea; Rhabditida; Rhabditidae
Gene: C04F12.8
Product: Protein-tyrosine-phosphatase
Exons: 4
Coding region: 12-830 (272 amino acids)
Molecular function (GO): protein tyrosine/serine/threonine phosphatase activity; protein tyrosine phosphatase activity; hydrolase activity
Source: RefSeq, marked reviewed
UUUUCAGAAAUAUGUCGAGGAAUGUUGGUGUUCUCGGACAAAUGUCUGAAAUUAAUGAUCAUCUGUAUCUUUCGGGUGCCGGAGUUUUGAAGCCAGAUAAAAUUAAACAAAGAAAAAUUAAUAUGAUUGUAAAUGCAACCACUGAAGAGCCAUCCACGUAUAUGCAAGGAGUUGACACAAUGAAAAUUCGAAUUGAAGAUCAUCCAUAUGCAAGGCUCAGUGAGCAUUUUGAUGUUGUUGCUGACAAAAUCCGUAAUGUUAAGGAACGAGGCGGAAAAACACUUGUACAUUGCAUGGCUGGAGUAUCAAGAUCAGCUUCAUUGGUAAUGAUUUAUUUGGUAAAACACGAACAUAUGACUCUCCGACAAGCAUAUCACUACGUCAAAGCAGCUCGACCAAUUAUUCGUCCAAAUGUUGGAUUCUGGAAACAAAUGGUUGAUUAUGAGAAACGAUUGAGAGGAACAGCAUCAGUUAAAAUGGUUCAGACACCGGAAUGUGAUAUGCCAAUUCCAGAUGUUUAUGCAGAUGAUAUAAGAAGAAUGCAGAUUAAUAGGGAGAUCAGUAGGCAUUCAUUGCCUUCUGCACAGAGCUCCGCGAGCAAGCAGAGAGCUUUUUCAGCAAGUACAUACCGUCCAUCCGUAUCAUCUGCCUCAUCCCUUGCCACAUCAUCACUUCGUCGAGCAUACAGUCCAUCAUCACUUCCGGCUUCAAGUCUUGCUCUUACCACUUCAUACAGUCUCUUUUCUCCUGCUCCAACAAGAAAACCACGUCAAAGUCUAUUCUCAAUGUACUCAACUUCGCCACGUCACAACUUUUUCUCGGCAUUUUAACAAUAAUGUUCUACUGUGUCUCUUGUUUUGUAUCAUAUUUUGACCAAAAUUUCAAUACUUAUCUACUAUCAAAAAUCAAAAAGCUUUCUUCUAAUUUCGAUGUAGUUCCGCACUCAAAUUUUUAUUAAAAUUGUAUUUUAUUUUUUUAAUUUGAAAUUCUUAACUUUUUUUAAACUUUUCUAAACGCGAAAAAAAGUGGUAACGGGUUGAUUUUUCCCCACAAAAACACACAACAAUCAACAUAUUUUCCCAUUUUUCCUUUGUCGCUUAUUGUCACACACAAAUCCAAAGUUUUUCUGUGUAUAUCAUUCCGAUAAACAUUUUAAAAUCUUUUUGGUUGUUGUUCUGAAUUUCAGA